This is a messenger RNA of Astyanax mexicanus (Mexican tetra), 845 nucleotides long. RefSeq names its product MAD2 mitotic arrest deficient-like 1 (yeast) (gene mad2l1). The record is from RefSeq and is a predicted model, not a curated record. Gene Ontology annotation, cellular component: kinetochore; cytoplasm; nucleoplasm. The coding region runs from base 96 to 704 and encodes 202 amino acids. NCBI's taxonomy places the organism in Eukaryota, Metazoa, Chordata, Actinopteri, Characiformes, Acestrorhamphidae. Gene Ontology annotation, biological process: mitotic spindle assembly checkpoint signaling. The transcript is spliced from 5 exons.
CAUGCGCGCCAGUUCAAACGCGCUCUGAAUUCAAACUGAGCGGCGGGUGAAACACAGAGAGCAGCGCUGCUGAGAGAAACAAUCGCGGCAGAGCCAUGUCCAAAACACUGCAGGGAAUCACGCUGAAAGGCAGCGCCGAGCUCGUGGCGGAGUUUUUCUCGUUUGGGAUCAACAGUAUCCUGUACCAGAGAGGAAUUUAUCCUGCAGAGACUUUCUCCAGAGUCACACAGUAUGAUAUGAGUCUUCAGCUCACUACAGACCCCAAGCUAAAGACCUACCUUACCAACGUUGUGACACAGCUCAAAGAGUGGCUGUUUGAUUGCACAGUUCAGAAGCUGGUGGUGGUGAUCACAUGCCUUGAGACAAAUGAAGUCCUGGAGAGAUGGCAGUUUGACAUUGAAUGCGACAAGACUGCAAAGGAUAGCAGUGCUCCCAGAGAAAAGUCUAUAAAAGCCAUCCAGGAAGAAAUCCGUUCUGUCAUCAGACAAAUCACAGCCACUGUCACCUUCUUGCCUUUACUGGAAACUGCAUGUGCCUUUGACCUCCUGAUCUACACAGACAAAGAUCUGGAGGUUCCAGAGCAAUGGGAGGAAUCUGGGCCUCAACUUAUCGACCAAUCUGAGGAAGUGCGGCUCCGGUCUUUCACUACAUCGAUCCACAAAGUCAACAGUAUGGUGGCCUACAAAAGAACAAACUCUAUGUAACCAUAUUCCUUUCUCACUUUGUCUGUUUUUGUACAUAUUUGUGAUGUUUCUAUGUUCUCAAAUCCCCCCAUUUGCUGAGGUUUUAUAUUUCUGUACCCCCAGAAAAUGGAAAAUAAAUACCCUACUUUGACCCAGUUCAAA